GAAAUAGGUUUAAAAUAGCAGAUAUUUACCAGGAAGUUAAGUGAAAAUGUUCUAUGAAAUAUCGUUCAAAACACUAUAUUAUGUCUUUAUUAUUUUAGCUAUCGGUAUCGUACCAGAGGCUUAUCCAGAGAAUCUUCGGCUAGGAUAUGGGAAAAGGUCCAUAGGAUAUCAUGCUGACGGUGGCGUGUUGUAUCAUGGAAAUAAAUCUGGGGAGAAGGUUGGACCUAAAUGCAAUGUAGGUGACCGGAUAGGUUGCGGAAUCUCAUUCCAGAGGGCUGGGGGGAUGUGGGGGUUGUUUAGCCUAUAUGAUUAUUUUGCUGUAUUCACAAGAAACGGAAGAAUGAUUGGACAAAAAGUUAUAUGUACAGUAUCUUCACGAUUCCUUGCUGUUGGAAUGCAUUCAGCUGGAGAAAAAGUCAAAGUUAUACUUGAUGCAAAGAUGCCAGGGAUGUGAA
Messenger RNA from Mercenaria mercenaria, 455 nucleotides. Its product is annotated as SPRY domain-containing protein 3-like. The transcript has 4 exons. The record is from RefSeq and is a predicted model, not a curated record. NCBI's taxonomy places the organism in Eukaryota, Metazoa, Mollusca, Bivalvia, Venerida, Veneridae. The coding region runs from base 47 to 454 and encodes 135 amino acids. Gene Ontology annotation, molecular function: protein binding.